UUUGUUGCAGAAAUAAACGCCAACGAACAUGUAGAAGCGUCAAGAAUAAAAAGAGAAGGGAUUUCCGAAAAUAGGGACCUGACAGUUCUUCUAGUGAACGACCAAAACCGAAAUGACUAUAACACGAAAAUUGGGCGCUACCACAGCGUAAAACCUCUGAUAGGACUUCUUACUUCCACGGCAAGAACGUUCAUUCAAGAUGGAGUUACGACUGAAUUCGCCACGCAAAUACUCGGCACCACACUGGACAACGGCAGAAUAUACGCCCAACUCCUUACUAAAUCGUCGCUGGUCCUGUAUAAUAAGCCCUCGAACGUCGACGAUGACCUGGUCCAGCCCACUCGCGUACACUCCGCCUUCGACGGAAAAUGGAAUCUGAAACAAGAUCUGGGCAUUGUAGAUCCAGACAAAUUCGUUUUAAAAAAUACUGAUUACUUGGCUCCUAGCAGUAAAAUGGAUAUAAUUUACGCCAGCAAGCCUGCCACCGAUAGUUACAAAGCGUGGAAUGCUCCUCCUGUAACAUACGAAAACACGCCCGACGACAAUCAAAUAUUUGAAGAACCUGAGGCACGCAAAGCUCAAAUCGUCAAAGAAGAGCCCAAGUUUGAAGUAUACAAUUAUCUCGAUGGACCGAAUAUCGAAGGUGAAAAGAAUAUUGAACUUGUUCGUCCCGCGUUUUUAAAUACAAUUGAAUCUUUGCAUCGUCAAAGUAAAGCGUAUGACACCGUAACUGAACCAGUAAAGGAAAGCGUAGAAAAUGAUGCUGAUACAAUAAAUGAAUCGAGUGUAGUUAAAGUUAAACCAGAUUACGAUUUACCGACCUUUACGAUUAAAAAUGAAUUUUCUCCUAUAUUUUAUUAUAUCGAUAAUGUUGAGUCUCGUUAUUCACCUCAGCAGCCUUUACCACAAACGAAGUUACCUAAAAAGUUGUUUGGACAAAGUAGUGAACCAAAAUCGAAAACUACGUUUACAUACGCUGGUUUUGCCGAUUUCACAACAGUUGUAGGUGAUACGGUUAUAAUCUUUAGUCCAAAUACAGAAACGGUACGUCAGCCAAAUCCUGACGAAGUGAAUGUUUUUUCUGUUUCAAAACCCGCUGAAAAUUUUGCUACCAAAAUAACAUUCCUUUCCGCUGAUAUACCUGUCGCCACAGCAACUUAUAAUGCAGAUGAAAUAGUUUCAACCAGGGUUGCCAUCUCUACUAGUAGUAGUAGUAGUAGUGAAAAUAGCUCUGAAAGAAAUCUUUAUAAUGACGAAGAAAGCCUUAAAAAAGUUAUGUACAAUGUUGAUGAUAAAAUGCCUGAUACAGUUCAGGUCAAAUAUAAUAAUGGGUUCGAUUUAAAUAUUGACGUCAUUCAGCCGUCAGAACCAGCUUAUACAUUUUCCGAGAGUUCUAAAAACACAGAAGACAUUAGUACUGUACAAAUUCAAGACUUCAGCUCGCGUGCUACCGAGCCCUUAGAAAAUAUUUCUCCUUCAUCUACAAUCACUACAACUCCUAAAGAGUCUGUUGUGACUGAAAGUAAUUUAGAUAACUCAUUCACAAAUCCUGCCGAGGAAUCAGAAAAUACAGCGGCCGAAGUUAUUGAAAAUAACGAGGAAGACGAAGAACAGGAGGAAAAUGAAGACAAAAGAACUACUUUAGGUGACCAAGAAGUCAAGACAACAACUGAAAGUGGCCAUAGUGAUGAAUCGUAUGAAAUCGAAACUACAACAGAAAAUAAGUUGAAUAAACACAAAGAAGUUUUCUGCACAGAUGGCAUUGAAACCUUAUCAACAAUGACUACAGCUUAUAAGACACUAACAUAUUUAACAACAUAUUUCAUACCUCUUGAAAGUACCGAAACAACGACUUCAAUAAAAUCCGAUGUAGUAGUUGAAAGUAAUGUUGGCUAUCUGACCAAUGUGGUAUGUAAAACAAAUAUUGAUAUUGAACCUACGUCUGUUUUAUCUAAAGAAUAUCAGAAUACAGAUAUAAGCCACAUAGAAUCACCUGAAACUAUCCAGGAAACCGAUAACAAUUUAUCAACUCCUUCUUUAGAAUCCGAAUCAAAUACAGAAAAUAUUGGAAAACUUACUGUACAAGUACAAGAGCAAGAGAAGGGUGAAGAAGAAAUUACGACUCAUGAAGAUGUAACUACAGAAAAAAUGCAAAUAGAAAAUGAACCUCCAGUACAAACAUCAACUUCGAAAACUACUACAACGACAGAAAAAGCAGUUACAACUCAUGUUGAAAUAUCUGUGACUACGGAACACACACCAGUAGAUGACAAUAAACCUAAAGAGGACGAAAUAAAUGAUUCUGAAAAUGAAAUUGAUUUAAUUUACAAAACCUUAUAUACUACAUAUACCUACUUUACAACUUUCUUUGGAGAUCAAACCUCUAGUGUUGCUAGCCACAAGUCUAUUAUAACAAAUAUUAUAACGUCAACUGUUGAUCUGUCUAAUUUUGAUCCGUCACUUUUCGAUUCCUACAAUGAUGAUGAAAUAGCACCAACAAGUGUUAUAACAGAAAAAUCUACAGAAACAAAUGCAAUCAACAGUAUAAUUGAUUUGGUAAAAAAUAAAGACGUUAUCGAGUCUGUUGAAGGAGAUCAAUCUUACAGCUCACAAACGCCUACACCUGUACUUGGGGAAGAUGUCAUAGCAAGCAUUAAACCAGAUGGUGUUAAAACAUACUUUACUACCUACACAUUCUUUACAACAAUCUAUGUUGGAUCUGACGCAAAUGUGUGUAGUCGAAGUGAAGUUUAUACUAACUUUGUAGGACCAAAUGAAUUAGUACCAUCAAAAACUAAUCAAAUAUCUGCUGAAAAUACUAGAGCUCAGUUUGAUUUCAGAAAUUGCAAACAAGUCAAAGGACUCACUGCACAAAAUUCUGAAGAAAAUUCUUCUGUUGAAAGUAGUGUUUCUUCAGAACAAGAUAAUAUUAAAGAAUUGAAAGAGAAAGAUCCCUCGAAACCUAAGCCUAUUGAGGUAGAUAUGCUGUUCAGUGUUGAAUCCAAUCCAAUACUAAACGAAAAUUCUUUUGUUACUGACAUAAAAUCUUCCUCUUCAAAAGGUGAAACAAAAUAUUUGGACAAUAACAAUGUUUUAGACGAUCAAAUAAGUUCAGAGAGUAAUAUAGAAGAAAUAUUACCAUCACCCACACUCUUGCUCCAAACAAGUUAUACUACAUUUACAUACUUUACUACUAUGUACAUUGGAAAAGAUUCAAGUAAAGUGAAAAGUCGAUUGGAAACUAUUACAAAUGUAGUAACAGAAACAAUCUCCCCUAAGUCUGAACCUGAAGAAGUAAACAAUUUGCCUAUAACUUACUAUACUACGUUUACAUACUGGACUACAUUAUACAAAGACAAAUCAACUACUAUAACGAGCAGAGAAGAAAUAGUAUCUAAUGUCGUCACUCCAACUCCGCAAUCAAUACCAACAAUAAGCCCUAUUGAUACAACACCAAUCGAUGUAGUAAGUGAUUUGCCACAAAAAGAGUUGUUAGACCCAAUUAAACCAUCUAUGAUUCAAGAUAAUUUGGAAACAGACGAUGGAAAAGCUACGUUUUACACAACAUAUACAUAUUUUACAACCUUCUAUGUUGGUAAUACGUCACAAGUGCGAAGCAGUCUUGAAACAGAAACCAACAUUGUAGAAAAUACAAAAGUUUUAGAGGAUAAUCAGAUAGGUCGAAAGGUUCCAACAGGAGGUAUCGAUAAGAAUUUGAUACAAGACAUCGGUGACAAACCAAUAGUUACUCCUACUAAAGUAAAAGAACAAAUUGAGGCAACACUUUUGCCCAAUGUUUCUGCUCCAGCAUCGACUAUAUUACAAGGAACUUAUAUUGAUAAUUUAUUUGCAGAAGUAAAGCCCGUUGCAAAUAAUGCAUCUGAAACUACAACAGAAAAGAAAAUUCUAUUUUCACAAGUAGCAGUUAUAUCGGGAGAUUCAACCAUCGUUACUAAUGAUAAUACAACUUUACCAGUAGAUACUUCAUCAACAACAACAACGACUGAAUCACCUCAAAUUUUAACUCCCACUCCCGAUGUUAUCGAAAGUUCUGUCGCUGAACCCGAAACCACAACUGAAUAUAAAGUAGAAUCCGGUGAGGAGGAAGAUGAUGAUUCAAAUACAAGGAAAAAAGGCAGACUAACGUUUACUACCAAGAAACCAUCAUUCACCCCAGUUAUCAUUCCUUUCGCUUCACGGAAUAGACCUACAUUCAGCCCUAAACGUCAAUCUAUUCCAAGUAGUGCCACCACAAUAACUCGAGCUGAUUUCACCCCUACAAUCACUGCUACACCAACACUAAAAGCCGUUAGAGCAUCGAGUGGCUUCGGAGGUAGUAGAAAACAAUCUGCCGUUCCUAGUUCAUCAAGCCCUGGACGAAAAUUUGCUGGUCGUGGCAGUUCUACUAUAAACUUAAACGCUAAUGUUCCCUCCUCAAGGCCUGGUUCAUUCUCAAGGGGAGGAAGCAUUCAACCUACAUCAAGACGAACCGGAUUCAGAUCAAGCUCUCUUCGAAGUAAUAGUUUGGAUUUAGCUAGUAGAUCUGCAAGUGCAAGAGUAAUAAGACCUACAGCGUCAUCUAGACUACGAAACGGAAGACAAUCAUCUUCGUUUUCAAAUCAGCCAGCAGAGCAAAAUGAAUUUGAAACUUACGCAACUCAACAAGAUGAUGGAGUUACAGAUUCUCUGGAUGAAGUGACAGAAAACCCAAGGACCACUAAUAAUCCAUUACUUAAAUUUAGACGACCACCAGUUGCCAGGCAACCUGGUACAGCUAUUAUUCCGCGAGCUACCACAUCUGCACCAAAGAGAAGUGCUACACCUCGUGGACGGGCAACCACAACUACUACAAGAAGAACAACUACUCGUACUACGCCUAAUCCUUUACUUUCUUUACGAAGACAACGACCAAACGCAUUAUUCCCCAAAAGAAAUCUAUUUAAGCAACCAGAGCCCGAACCAGAAGAAGAAAUAAGACAAGAAGAACAAAAUGUUAGUGAAAGCGAAGAAUUAUUAGAAGAAGAGGAAGAAUUCGACGACAAUGAUUAUGAUGCAUCUAACAGGAAAGAGCAACAAGUAGCUACACCAUCAACUCCUCAAUUCAGGAGAACUGCUAAUAUAGUACAGAUAAGACCAUUCGCUUUCAAGCGACGUACCAAACGUCAGGUAGACUACGGUAAUAGAAAGUUCACUAACUUCCGAAGACCUGCUUUAAAGUCUGUAAGCACUCGCAAACCAGAGCCUGAGCCUGAAACUGAACCUCCUGCGCAGACAGCACUAAAACCGAAAUCUGGUCGCCGCAUAUCUUCAGGAAACCGCAGUCCAUCUACAUCUGCAGCUCCCAAAUCCUCUGCCAGACAACCGUAUAUAGUACGAGGGGAGAGUAGAACAACAACUACAUCAGCUCCUGCUUAUAGAAGAGGUAACUCAAGACCAUCCUCCAGGACGACUACCCAUUCUUCACGACCAAAAGCACCUAGAUUAUCUCAUAAAAGUACUCCAUCCUCAAGAUCUGGUUCCUCGCGUUCUUCUACGGGUAGAUCCCGAUCUCGAACUACCACAAGUAGACAAAGAAGUUCCUUCGAGAAUCUAAGUGGAGAAAGAUUUAAUAAAUACGACACUAUUUUAAAUGAUGGUAAAAUUACAGUUACUCAUCAAAUACCAUUUGAAGUCACUGUACCCGUUGUAAAUGGAAAAGUAACUGAAUAUAAAAACCUAUUGACUGCUAAGCCGAAGGUUGAAACUCUUUUGCUUAAUCAAAUAUCGACUUCUAUUGGUAUACUCGGCAACCAACAGCUAGUACUUGCAGUAGAAUCAACUGGAUUAGGUGAUAAUGGAGCUACUAAAAUAACAAAAUACGUCCUACAUGAAACACCAACAACGACUGUUAUUUUCACCCCAACAACAAUAAGGGGUCGUAAAACUUCUUAUUCACACAUUUUACCUAGUACCAUUUAUAAUGUCGAGCCAGUGGUUCAGACAAUAGCGCCAGAAAUAAAUUCUAACGUACCAUUAGCAAACUUACUACUCUCUCAAUUACUUUUAGGAAAUCAGCAGCCGGGUAUUAAUCCUCUAUUGGCCUUACAAGGUCAAGCUUUAUUACCUCAACAACCAGUAGUACAAACACCUGUAACAGAGUACAAAACAAAAACGACAACAUAUGUUACGACAGUAACCGAUGCUAGGGAAACUGUUUUACCUAUCACCUUCCGUGGUACACCCAUAUUAACGACAAUCGUCGAUCCAACAAUCGAAGUCAUUACUGCUACUGAAUAUUUCACUGAGACAGUUGUAACAACGCCGACAGUAUUAGCGCCUCCUCCACAGUAUAAUUCACUACUUUUGCAACAGAUCUUAUUGCAACAGCAACAACAGCAGCAGCAGGCUCUUUCUUUACAAACGGCUAAUCCUUUGCUUGGCUUAGCUCAACCUAACUUCAAUCUUGGACAAAACAAUUUACUGCCAAACCAAAAUAAUUUCCUUUCAAACGACAAUUUAAUCAAUGAUAUUUACAGCAAUAGUCCAAAACCAAACAUUCUAUCAGAUUUGAAUAGCAACGAAGAAGAUUUUUCUGAGGAUAUUCCCAUACCGGAGAGUGAAGAAGAUGUACCUCCUCCCCCACCCCCACCACCAACACCACAACCUACUUCACCCCCUACGCAUACUCGCAAACGUCAUAAACAUAAAGCUCAGUCUCCAGCCGCACAUCCAACACCGCCGGCACCGAAAAAACUAACUAGCGUCGUCACUUUAUAUGUUUCUGGAAAACACCCCGGCGAAUUUAGCACUGUUCUAUCUACUGUGGUCAGUGAUGAUACACAAACAGUCAGAAAACGCGAGGCAAUAUAUUAUGAGGAUGCCAAAAUAUUACCUUCGAUAUUGCCGACAAUCGAUCAGCUAUCGAGCUCACAGGAUGACAGUUUGCUUGAAAAUUCCAUUUACACAAAUCUAGAUAAGUACAUUGAGAGCUCCUACAGUGAUUCACAAGUUGAAACACAAAGUUUGGAAAGUAUAGUCGGUAAAAUCAGUGACCACGUAAACUACGACGCAUCGCCUACAUAUGUUGUAAAAUUCCAAACACCUUCGAUGACUAGAGAUCAAAAACAAACAUUUAACACAAACGGAAUAGUUUUUGAUAAUUCCCCAUGGCGGCCCGGGCGAGACAUAGAUGUAUCUCAAGACAACGCAGAAGAUGAAAGAAAGCUCAAAAAUUUAGCAACAAGGAUCAUGUCUAACGGUGUAGAAGUACUGGUAAAAGAUAAAGGAUCUAAUGAUAGGACUGAACAGACAAAAUACAUGGACUUGAAAACUGUUCAGCCAACUCAAAUGAGCAACAUGUUUUCAAGUCAAAUUCAUAAAAUUAACAAGAGAAUAGACAGCGAUGAUGAAGAUGGCUUUGAAUUAAUUCAGCCUUCAGAAAUAAAUCACGUACCCUGCACCACGAGAUCUUGUUCAUGUAGUCAUACCAAAACAGAAAAUUUGAAAACCAAAUAUACAAAUAUUAAUGACUAUAAUUCUAAUUCCCAAAAAUAUACAAUGAAAACAACAAGGUUCAGUGACUUUAAGAUAAAAUCUACAAUCAAAGAACCUGUCGAUAAGAAAACACAGUAUAGACCAUAUGAAUAUGAAAGUACAUCUCAAAUAGCUCCAACUGAUAAGAUUGUAGAGAAAUAUACUGAAGUAAUAAGUGACUACUCAGAUGAAAAGGAUACUUCAUCCAUAGAGGCAAAUGACCUCUUAACUAAUGAACAAGCACCAUCAAUGAACCAACCAAACAAAACUGCAAGUCACAAAAAUCCCAUUAAACAUAAAAACGAAAAGCCGCAAAAAGUUGAUACGAAUAAAUUGGUGGUCGCUGAACUAAUUAAACUUGGGUCUUUGGGUAUAAAAGGUUUGAGCCAAUUAGCACCCGUUGUAAUAGAAAAAAUGACUGGUGGUUUUAUGAAACGCCAUGACAAUAUCAAUAAGACUGUAGUAAGUACAACAAGUACAACGACAGUCAAACCAAUAUUAACAAUACAUUCAUACAAUGCUAACAAAAGAAUCGACAGCAUGGAAACUAAGCAAGGAAGUUUUCCAAUGUAUAUACCAGUAGAUGAUAUGGAAACUGCGGAGUCUCAGGUUGCUUUUACAAAUGCUACUUUACAUCAGAACAUGGCUUGGGCAGCGGAAUUCAAAAAUUCAAAACCCCACAUAUUAUUAAAGUCCGUUCAUGAAAGUCCUUUAGUAAAUGGCGGGAUUCCUAUCAGUCCCGGAGACAUUAUAACUGCCAAUUCUGAUGUAAUUGUUGGGAAACCUGCAGUGGGUGGACCUCUUACCUUAGGAGCAAGCGGACUCAAGAUACAUAAUCAUGUAAGUUCACCGCCUGUUGACAAUUAUGUUUCAGGUAAUGAGCAUUAUGUCAUUCGUGAAAAUCGCCCUCAAAGUGACCAGAUCAUUGAUGAUUCUUUCGAUUUAAGACCUCCUGAAUUGUCUAAGCCUAGCAAAAAUAUACCUAGGCCCUUAAAUCAGCACAGUGCUAUGACACAUGCUAAACAGCCAAAUAAGCCUAAUUUAUCAAAACCACCUUCAAAUGAGUUUAAUAAGCAUAUGAGUAAUAAAAAUAUACCUGUCCCACUUAACCAUGGAAGACCCGCCUUUUUGGACUAUAUUCCAUCUUUGAAAAGACCAAAUGGGAAUAACAACAUGUUCGGACAAUCUAGUUACCAAGUUACAGAAACUGACAAAAAUAAAGAAGACAUAGCCGACAAUAGCCCAAGUUCAUCUGAAAUAGUAAGCAGUAAAAUAAUUGCUGAUGGUGAAUACUCUAUUCUUGAUCCCGAUGAUUCCAUCACAAAACCGUUUUUGGUAGACAUACAGCCGUCAAAAGUAGCUAAUGUUUUAAUUCCACAUGGAAGUACUACUGCUUUAGUGUUUGCUGGUUCAUCUGAACCACACAAGACUGGUAACUAUGUUGACGCACCUCUUCCAUAUCCCGAACCAGGAUAUUUUGGUAGUUUUAGUAUUGACGCUCCUCAAAUGACGAAUGUUCAUAAUGUGUCACCGAAUAAAAAUCAAUUUUAUGAAAGACCUGAUGAGAAAUAUUUAAGUGGUUCAUAUAAAAUCAAUGAUUCACCAACAGACAAAGAGAAUUUCUUUAUAAAUGAUCAUAAAGUGAAGAAUGAAAACAAACGUCCUAAGGAUUAUAGUAAAGUGCCACCUCCUACCAGCAUCCAAGAGAGUCAUAUUAGAGUAGGUCCACAAAUAACAGUUUAUAAUCCUGACGAUUUCAAAAAUGAUCCAGACAAGUUCAAUAGAAUUAAAAACAAUAAUAAAUCAAACGAAUUAAAAGAAGUUAUUGACAAGGAAUAUGAAAAUUACUUAGCAGUUCCACCUCCGCCACCAAAAUUAAAUUAUAACCAAGGGAGCUACCAAGAAAAGAGUAAUUUUCAUCACCAGAGGCCUACAGUGCACACAAAGCCAAUUCAUGAUACUAAAAUACAUUUGAAUAUUCAGCAUCCAAUUCCCAAUCAGCUGCCACCAAAAGUUACCUCUGAAGUUUAUUUCGCUUCUCAAAUGCCUAGCAGCGAGCCUACUUCCAGUUAUACUAUUAGCUUCCCGCCGCAAUCACAUUCAGUUAAAAAUCAUUUCCAGACCCCUGCUAUUGAUAACCAUGACAAAUAUGUUUCUAUCAAUCAACAAAAACCAAAUACGCAAAAAACUUUAACAAAAACACCUGGAAACAAUGUGCAUAAACCAAUUAAAAUAACUCCGGAGUCUGGAAAUACUUUUGCACAUACAUUGAGCACUGCAACUACUGUACCUAUAAGUACUUCGCAACAAAAUGGACAAGUUAAUGCAGAUAUUCCUAUUGGAACUAAUUUUGCAAUAAAAGUUGAAGAUGAUCCAGCAAAAUACGAAAGUGUCGCCUUACAUGGAAAAAUUUCUCCAACAAUAUCCAGUCAGGAUAGCUAUUCACCUUAUAACCUUUAUAAUGAUAUGAAGAAUAAACUUUCGAAUAAUCGAAAUGCAUAUAAUAUUACAAAUACUUUGGUAAGAGAAACACACUCACCUUCUAGUACGCAGCAACCACAAGGAGCUACAUUUGAUUUUGGCAAUACACUGUCGUCGAUUAAUAGUCACGCAAAUUUCCCUAUGAUGAAUGAUCAUCAAGAAUCUAUUUACACUCAUAAACAAUCACCACACGUUCAAAAGGACGUGAAAGGAUCAAGUACCGUAAACAAUAAGUUUCUACCAGAUAACCAGCCUCAAAACACACAAACUAAUUCACAUGGAUGGUAUUUGAGUAUUUUAAAUGAAAAAAAUGUUAAGAAGAUCAAUGUUGAAACGUCGACAAGAGUAAUGAUUCCUCUCAACUAUGACACAAACAGAGAUAAUUUACCUGAAUUCGGUAAUAAGUUAGCUGCAGCAGGCAAACCUCCAUCUGACUUAUGGGAUCAAAAAACGAAGCAUCCUAUUAAUAACUUUAAUAUUGGAAAACCAUUCAGCAAAGUCAAUGAAAAUAAAAUAUCAAAUGGAUCUGCGUCAUCACAAUAUCAACAUGUUCAAUAUAUUCCGUCUAUUCCCGAUGAUAAGCAAAUCACAUAUAAUAUACCAAUUAGACAUGUCGUACAGCCUUCUACAGUAACUACUAGACCACCGCCUCAGGUACAAUCAGUGAAAGUCAUUUAUGAAAAUGCAGAUGAAGUUUAUGAUGGAGAUGAUUCAUCUGAAGCAAUUGGCGAUGCAGAUGGGGAAGUAAGCUCAGAAUCAGUCAAAGUUCCUAUUGUUGCUUCUUCUAAUAAUACGAUUGAAAUACACAAUUUCCAUGCAAAUUCUGAUAACAAUGCCUCUUUAGCAAAACCUGUACAAAAUAGUAUAAAAGAUACACAACCGAAUUCAGAAACACAAACUGAAAAACCGUUUGGACUUUAUACAAAGCCUGCGUAUCAUUCUAAUAAUAUACAAACAGUUUUUAAUAAUGAUCAAUAUAAUAAACCUAGACCUUUUACAAUUAACACAGCUAUGACGCUAGAUCAUCAGUUGCAACAGCCUCAUUGGCAAAUAAACCAAUUGAUGGUAAAUUCCACAAACGUGUCAUAUGAAGAUAAUAUGGACUUGAAUAUAGGCGAAGAAAUAAGUGCUAAGCCUGCGAGCACAACAUCGUCUAACAAUAUUGAAAAGAAUUUAUCUAAUAAAUACAAAUUAUCUUCAAAUGUGAACAACGGCAUAAAUAAUGCUAGUAUAAUUACUUCCACAGUUCAUAUACAUGAUAAAAAACCAAUUAUAGUAAAGGUGUCUGAAAAAACUACGUUGCCUACAUUUACCAUCUCUACCCACCUAGAUCGCAAUAACUCAAAAACUGAUAUAAUUGACUUAUCACCACCUCCACCGACUUCAAACAACAAUUUAAAGACUUCAACCGAUGCAGAACAAAUAAUGGGCAUGAGCCCACCACCUCCUAAGUUCCACUUACCUAAUAGACAUUCGCAGCGGAAACCGCCUCCUAAGCCUGUUUUACCAAUUAGAACACCUCCUCCAUAUUUGGCUCUACCACCGAAGUCGUUGCCACCUAGACUACCAACGCAAAAAACUAGUAAAAAACCAAAUACCCAAGAAGAAAUAUCGACAUACAGACCAACUUAUGAUAUCACGAAUAAAGCGAAACGACCUUUGGGAAAUCGGGAUCAGCCUUCAUCACAGUUAUUACCUCCACCAAUUCAUCCUCCUACUAUUAUUGUAAAAGAAACCUCGAAGUCUACACAAAUUCCAAAUUCAGUUAUAUUCCCAACGCCACUAUCAUCUGGAUGGUUAACUUCAUCGGGUGUAGAAUUUUCAUCUGGUAUAAAUUUUGCACCUACCUCCGUUCAAUUCCCAGAAAUUGUAUUGCCAUCAAAAACAAUAGAUGACGCAGGAACUAAAGUACAAGACUAUUCAUCUGAAAAUUCAUACUCGUAUGAAUAUGAAACGUCUGCUGAAACUGACAAUAGUUCAGAGAAGAAUCAUGAGAGUGUGUCAGUAUCACAAGAAAGUUCAAGUGCUAAACCGAGGCCUAGACCAGUUUAUAAACCAUACAGUAGUACAGAAUCGUAUGAAGACAGCAAGGAAUACGAAUCGAAAAAUACGACCACAACAAGCAAUUUAGGAAAUAGAAACAGAACUAGAAGACCAUAUCCGAUUCGAAAUAACGACAAAAAAUCAACGACGCCAAAAUACAAACUCUCCACAAAACCGUUCUCCGCUAUUAAACCUACUCGAACUCUUACUCGACCUGAAAUUCUGUACCCGACAAGAACUGCGCCAGUUAACAAAGUAGUUAGACCUUUGCCAUCUCAGCCAUCUCCUGUACAAAAUACAUAUGUUAUUGAGAGUUCCGAAUCUUCACCAGAUGAAUAUUAUGUAAAACCAACAGAUCACUUUAAUGAACCAACGAUUACACCAGAAAUCACUUCGAUUAUUGAAAAAACUAUAACUUCUACACUUACAGUAAGUAAGGAAAUUUUACCAUCCAACAGUCACCAAACACACCACGCUGGCAAUGAAAUUAAAAUAUCAGAUGAUAUAAUUCCAACAAAAACAGAAUUUAAAACAACUGUUAUCACCCAUACCAAAACUCUAUCUGAGCCUCCAGAAACUGUGUCAAGUAUUGGUUAUGUCAAUUUAACGCAUACUCUGACUGUAACACAUACUAAAACAAGCUUAGUUAGUCAAUCUGAAGGAGCUAUAACUGAAACUUUAGUUUUGACAAACACUGAGACAUCUACGAUCGUUGAUGUAGUCACUGAAAUAUAUACUCAAGUGUUACCAACAACUAUUAUUGAAACAGUGACUAAGCAUAUACCAGUUCAAGUUGAGCCUACAUCAGUUCAAAACAUACCAUCAACUAAGAUUGCUCUGGAUGAUAUUUCAAUGUCGUCUGAGGAGCGUGAAAAUUAUAUUAUUAAGGAUAACGAUGUAACAGAAAAUAUUCAAAAGAUUCAAGACGCAGAAGAGGAAAAAGAAAAUGAUACUUUCUUUGUGGUCAUGAAUAAAUCACAAAAUGGUGGAAAAUUACCUUCAAUUAAUACCGAUAUUGAUACUGGUGACUAUGAAGGUAUUACAAGAAAUGAACAGGUUAAUAAUAAUGGUGUAUCUCAAGUUUUGUUUGGAGAGAUAUUAUUAGCUGGAGCACCAUAUUUGGAAACAACUAAUGUCGGGCAUACUACAGGAUAUAGCAAAGAAUGCCAACCAGAUUGCAAGGCUUCAAGAAACGAAAGGUGUCAAAGAAUUGAUGGCAUCAUGAAAUGUGUUUGUAGACCUGGAUUUGCAAGAAUGUUCCCUGAUCGUCCAUGUAAACCAACUUACACAUAUUCAGUUAGUCUGGCUCUGGGAUCGCGUGGUAAUGAACGUUUGCGAUUCGAUGAAAAGCUCUCUGACAAUUCAAGCAAGGAAUACCAUGAUCUGGCUGUAUCGUCAUAUGAGGGUAUCAACAGAAUGAUCAUGCAAUCAGACCUACGUGACGUCUAUCAUGGUGUACAUAUCACGAAGUUCCACCCUGUUGCCAUUACAUCUCCUAAAGGAGACUACGAGGGAGUUGUCAAUGAUUUCUAUGUACAGCUCUCUGAUAACGCCCACGAAAGCCGUUUGAAGGAAGUGAUAGAGAAAUACCUGAGACACAACAAUUUCAGCUUAGGAGGUACACCGAUCCAUGCUGCAGAAACGCUCUUGGAUAGAUUGAAUGUUAGCGAUUUCGACGAGUGCACCAGUCGUCAGUUCCACGACUGCUCCGAGCACGCUCGCUGCUUCAACCUCCGCGGCACUUACACCUGCAGCUGCUUGGAGGGCUUCGCUGACCUCAGCGUCAAUACCAUGUACCCCGGUCGGAUUUGCUCAUCGGAGGCCGUCGGCUGCGCCGGCUGCAACUACCACGGCACGUGCUUUGAGCGUGAGAACAUGAUGAUCUGCGAGUGCUUCAAGUGGUACUCCGGGAGAACGUGUCAGGUCAAUUUGAAGGCGGUCCUGAUCACUGUGACGUCGAUCGGCGCGAUAGUGAUCAUAGUGGUGACCAUCUACGCGUCGAAGCGCUGCUGCUGCCAGAAGGGCCCAGCGACGCAGACCUUCGUUAUCGGAUGCAUGCAGGGCAUGCCCAGCUUACAUCAGGGUAACAUACCGAAGCAGAGGGCAGACCGUCGCGCGCUGAUAGCCGAGAGAGCGGAGGUCGCAGAGACUUGUAGUGUGCAGAAUACCUCGCUGCCUUAUAUACCGAGCAAGCAACAUCGUUCCCGAUCUAGCAGUAAGAAGUUGUCAUGUAUGGGCGCUCCACCUGCGCACGCGCCGCCGCCGCCCCCCGCACCCGCCGUCCUCAUACCCCGCGCAAGGCUGCAUCAUGACAGCCGAGACAACCUAUCCAGAAAGAAGAGUCUUGAAGCUUGCAACGAGGCGAAGCUGAUCAGCUACCUGGAGUCCGGAGCUAACAAUUCCAUUAAUGAUGAGAUGCGUCGCAAGCACAGCAUGGAGUCAUCAUACAGUGUCAACAAAGAGAAGCCGAACAAACAAGGAGCUCUCGUGUCAGCGGGAUUCAAAGUGUCCACGACGGUGCGUCCUGAUGAGUCAGCUCUGAAGGAUGACAGAGAUGACGCGUCAUCCAUCAACAAGACAGACUUGGAAGCCGAACUGUCGCGCUUCGACACACUUAGGAAAACAUACAGUCAAGAAGACAUGUCAGAGUGGACGGACGCUGAACGGCGUAUAGGAGAGCUGACGCUGUCAGAAGCUCGGUCUAUCGGUGGAACUCUCCCAGCCAGCACUGGCAGAGCUGCCUCCUCUACACGUCUUACUCAUCAGGAGAACACGAUGGCGGAACGCGACCUGGGCUCCACCUUCCUCCUGCCGCACGUCCACCUGUACAAACCCGACCUGACUAGCGAUGUAUCAGAGUUCGAUUCCCUAUAGUAGAAAAAUGAAGAUACAUCACGCAGUCCAGCCAACCUUCAAGAAAGCCAAC
Aricia agestis (brown argus) is the source of this 14962-nucleotide messenger RNA. RefSeq lists its product as uncharacterized. The record is from RefSeq and is a predicted model, not a curated record. Lineage: Eukaryota; Metazoa; Arthropoda; Insecta; Lepidoptera; Lycaenidae. The transcript is spliced from 20 exons. The annotation marks the transcript as partial. Gene Ontology annotation, molecular function: calcium ion binding.